GGCAUCUGCCGCGGGUUGUUCAAUUCCUCUCUCUUGACAAGACAAGCGGCGAAGUCGGGAAAGAACGGAACGGCGCGAGGAGGCGGGCUUGGACGGACGUCCAAGCAGCAGGUGGUUAGCAGCCGAAUGGUGAGCGCAUUGCGUUUGAAGGGAAAGUCGGGAGAGGGGAGGAGGCGGUAAGAAGCAGCUGGGGUUGGGUAGGCUGGUGAACCCAAGGCAUGGCAUGGGCGGACAACGGCGGAGGUGUUGACGGGGGAAUGGGAGAGGCUGCCUCCACCACCGCCUCCACCGCCUCCACCGCCAUCGCCACGGCUCCUGUGAAAGUGAAGCGGCGCCAAUUCACUUCAGUCGCCUCUUCGGUGAGGGACGAGGCGCGAACGCAUCAGCAUCAGCAUCAUCAGCAUCAGCAGUGGCCGUCUCACCAGCCGCCGCAUCCCCAGCAGCAGCAGCGUCACUAUCAAUCGCAACUUGGAGGGCGAUCUUUCGGUGCGGUGGGGGCCGGCGCUUGCGCAUCGCCGUCCGCGGUGGCGACGAACGGCUGUUCGCCCCACCAGACGAGGGGCGCCGGCGGCGUGCUCUCGAGCGCGGGUAUGGCGGCUGGUCCUUCUCCUCCUAGUGGCAGCACCAGCAACGAAGGGUGUGAGGAAGCCUUAGCGUAUGCCGUCUUGUUACGCUCUCGAAAUAAGAUCCCGGAGGCUUUGAUGAUAUAUGAGAGCAUUUUGAGCGAAGACAACAGGAACGUCGACGCUCUCGUUGGCAAAGGCAUUUGCCUCCAGUUGCAAGGGCUAGCUAGGCAGGCUUUCGAGAGCUACGCAGCGGCGCUCAUCAUCGACCCUAAGAAUGCGUGCGCGUUGACUCAGUGUGGCAUCCUCUACAAGGAAGAAGGGCGCUUGGUCCAGGCAGCCGAGACGUAUACAAAGGCACUUGCAGUCGAUCCGAACUUCAAGGAAGCGCGAGAAAAUCUUGCAAUCGUGCUCACGGAUUUGGGAACUCGUUUAAAGUUGGCAGGGAACGUUCAGGAAGGGAUCACGAAGUACUUUGACGCAAUUCACGUGGAUGACAGAUAUGCACCGGCAUACUACAACCUUGGGGUGGUAUAUUCCGAGAUGGGAGAGUUCGACACGGCACUGAAUUUUUAUGAGAAGGCUGCGACAUUGAGGCCUAUGUAUGCGGAAGCGCACUGCAACAUGGGAGUGAUCUACAAAAACCGAGGCGAUCUGCAUCAAGCAAUAAACUGCUAUGAGAGGUGCUUGGCAGUUGCCCCAAAUUUCACAAUUGCUCGAAACAACAUGGCGAUAGCACUGACAGAUCUUGGGACGAAGGUGAAGAUGGAGGGGAACCUACAGGAGGGUGUUUCGUUGUACAAACGGGCGCUGGUCUUCAACUCGCAUUAUCCAGAUGCCAUGUAUAAUCUAGGAGUUGCAUACGGAGAAAUGCUCAAGUUCGACAUGGCUGUUGUCAUGUACGAGCUGGCUCUUCACUUCAACCCGCAGUGUGCAGAGGCAUGCAACAACCUGGGCGUAAUAUACAAGGACAGGGAUAACUUGGACAAGGCAGUUGAAUGCUACCAGGUCUACGCCAAGGGCCGGAAUGUGGAGAAGGAACCUGGAGUCUGGACGGACAAAUGGGGCUUUCAGCUGUCUUUUUGUGCUCUCGAGAGUUGCAGAGUGCGGCUUUGUAGAGACACCGGGGCACUGCCACGACGCAGUGCCAGAAUCGCARUUCGUGCCCGCCCUGCAGUACCUCCAAGACCGAAGAAACUCAGCAGGCGGAGGACUCCAGCAGCAUCAAGUACGGCAUUGACGGUACAAGACGCCACCGGAGAUCAUCCCGCAUACCCAGUCCGAGGAGCCAAUGAGCCAGCGGCUGAUUAUCGUGGGCGGCUACUGGCAUUUACGGAAGCCGUAGCUGCCGUCGAGGCCCGGAAGGAGACAGCAGAGGCAGAACGUCAGCGGCUAGCCAAUGAAGCGGCAGCCGAAGCUCAGCGAACGACUGAGACUGACGCAGAGACACGAGACAGACGGAAUGCCAGCAGCACGGAGUCCUUGAUUGCUUGUGAGCAUCAGGGGACGACGAUACUCCAAGGCAUGAUCUUUGUGCCUACGGAAGCGCAGGCAGACCCGACACCGGCGGAGGCAGACCCGACACCGGCGGAGGCAGAGAGAAGUAACCUGGCUAACUUGCUGCUGGGCAUGAUGAGAGGUAUUAUGUGGAAUAAUACACUGCUGCAUUCACAUCUGCGCACGGACCCGACGCAGCGACAAACAUACAAGAACGAUAUGACUGCGUUAACAACUGCUAUCCGCACAGAGGCAACGCAGCAGCAGCAACAGCAUCAUCUGUUGAAAUCCACUAUCACACGCGUCAACAGCAUAGAGGCUAACGCCUCAGCAGCGCCAGGCAGCACGGCAGACGUGACGAAGCAACUCAAUGAGCGGAUCGAUCACGUCGUCACCAUCAUCGGCGACAUAAGUACUUUCAACGGACCAGGCUCGAUCAGCAGCACGGUGGCCGCCAUCAAGAUGGACAUCACCAAGCUACAGACGAGACCGGAAGCCGCUACAAAGACGUUCAAGAUGCCGCACUUCGACAUCAGCAAGUUCGACAAUUACAACAAGUCGGACGCCUUGUCAUGGUGGCAAGGCUUCCUCAUGGAAGCAUCAUGCCGCAUGGUCCCGGCGGACGACAUGUUGAAGGCACUAUAUCUGCAGCUGAUUGGAGGAGCGCAGGGAUGGAUGAACCACCUAGCGGCUACACACCAGUGCACUAUCGCCGAACUCCACACGCACAUUACGUGGAAGGAGUUCGAGCAGCUAUGGUUCACCAGAUUCAUGGUCCGCAACGUCGUGAAGAUGGCCAUGAACGAGGUCUACUCAUGCUCUCAAGGGAACAUGCCAACGCGAGAGUGGGCAUCAAAAUGGCAGAAGAUAGUGACCACGCCAGGCUUCGACUUGACGUUCCCUAAUCAACGAUCCGAGUUCUUCUCGAGAUCGUGCGCAGGAUUGCGGUCGGYACUCGGCAAYGAGUACGACUAUACUACGUUCCAGGCCAUUCUGGAUAGAACGAACUUAGUCAUCCAAACGGACGACAAGGCCGCUAACGAGAGGCAAUCCCAGCCGCAUUAUGUGGCUAAACAGGCCUAUCAACGUCCGACACAUAACAAUGCCGUGUUUUCUGAGGAAAUCGACGACCACCACGCUGCGGCAGCAUCCUCGAGUGAUGGAGGAAUGGUCGCAGCGCUCCCGCCGAAGUGCAUUCGUCCCUUAGCGGACAAGAUCCAAACCAUUGUGGAUUGGCCGGAACCCCGUUGCACGACGGAUGUACGCUCUUUCAUGGGAUUGGCUGGAUAUUAUCAGCGUUUCGUCGAGUCAUACUCGAAAGUGGCCGCUCCUUUGUCGAGACUUCAGUCCCCGAAGGUGCCCUUCGAGUUCGACGACGCAGCCCGUGGUGCGUUCACUACGUUGAAGGCAGCGAUGCAAGCCGCACCUGCCCUCCGUAUAUAUGACCCCACCCUACCCACCCAAGUGACUACGGACGCUUCGGGAUACGGUAUUGGUGCGGUGUUGGAACAGUGUCACGAGGAUGGUUGGCAUCCCGUUGAGUACUUCUCCCAGAAGGUGCCUCUCGUCAACACUCUUGAUGACGCUAGGAAGAAAGAGCUACUCGUGUUUGUCACCGUCCUCAAAUGGUGGCGCCACUUUCUUCUCGGCCGUCGGCGUUUUAAAUGGAAUACGGAUAAAAAUCCGUUGACAUUUUACAAAACGCAGGACACGGUCACUAGUWCGAUCGGUCGAUGGAUGUAUUACAUCGACCAGUUCGAUUUUGACCCGUGUCACAUUCCCGGUCCCGCCAAUCGAGCGGCGGACGCCCUCUCACGACGGCCAGACUUUUGCGCCAUUUUGACCACGGCAUUCGACCUCGAUAAUGAUCUGCAGCAGCAUUUCGUCAAAGGCUACAAGUCUGAUCCGACGUACUCUACGCUUUAUGCGAAGCUUUCAUCGGAUCACCCGCCGGCUAACCAUUACCGGAUUUCCGACGGGUUCCUUCUCCUUCACACGAGAGGAACGGACUUGUUAGUUGUGCCCCAAGAUCGUAUCUUACGGACUCGUCUUCUCGGUGAAUUCCACGAUGCACGACUUUCGGCACACCUUGGCAUGGCUCUUCGAAUCAAGCCUAACUUCUCGCAGUCGCUGAAUAAUCUUGGGGUUGUUUACACUGUUCAGGGGAAGAUGGAUCUUGCGCUUGGAAUGAUCCGAUCGGCCAUUCUCGCAAACCCAGCCUAUGCAGAAGCAUACAACAAUUUGGGGGUUCUGCACAGAGAUGCAGGAAACAUUCCUGGAGCAAUUGAAGCUUAUGAACAGUGUCUUUCGUUGGAUCUUGAUUCUCGCAAUGCUGGUCAGUGCCUUUCUUUGGAUCCUGAUUCGCGCAAUGCUGGUCAGAACCGAUUGCUAGCAAUGAACUACAUCCACGAAGGACUGGAUGAUGCCCUCUACAAUGCACACAGAGAAUGGGGAAAGCGAUUCAGGCGAUUGUACCCAGAAUACAAGACAUGGGAUAAUGAGAAGAAUCGGGAUAGGCCAUUGACAAUUGGAUAUGUCUCACCAGACUACUUCACGCAUUCUGUGUCGUAUUUCAUUGAAGCACCACUCACGUUCCAUGACUACUCCAAGUUUCGAGUUAUUGUAUAUUCAGCAGUGGUGAAGGCUGAUUGCAAAACUCUCCGCUUCAAGGAUAUGGUGCUCAAGAAAGGUGGCCUCUGGCGUGACAUUUAUGGACUUGAUGAGAAGAAGGUUGCUGCAGCUGUUCGUGAGGACAAGGUUGACAUACUUGUGGAGCUAACUGGUCAUACUGCCAAUAAUAGGUUGGGCGUAAUGGCUUGUCGUCCAGCUCCUGUCCAGGUGACCUGGAUUGGAUACCCGAACACGACUGGACUCUCGACAAUUGACUACCGUCUCACUGAUUCAUUCGCAGAUCCUCCCACCACCAAACAGAAGCAUGUGGAAGAGCUGGUGCGACUGCCAAAAUGUUUCCUGUGCUACACUCCAUCACCAGAAGCAGGGCCUGUGGCUCCAACACCAGCAUUGACCGGUGGUUUUGUCACUUUUGGUAGCUUCAACAACCUUGCCAAGAUAACUCCAAAAGUUAUUAGGGUCUGGGCACGUAUCCUGAGGGAAGUGCCAAAUUCCCGGCUGGUGGUGAAGUGCAAGCCAUUCUCUUGCAGCAGUGUCAGCGAGAGGUUCAUGAGUACAAUGGAAGCAGAGGGGGUGGACUCCGUGCGUAUCGAUCUCCUGCCACUCAUUCUUCUAAACCAUGACCACAUGCAGUCGUAUUCUUUGAUGGACAUAAGCCUGGAUACUUUUCCUUAUGCGGGGACAACUACAACUUGUGAAUCGUUGUACAUGGGUGUCCCCUGUGUGACGAUGGCGGGCAUGGCUCAUGCAAAUAAUGUGGGAGUCACUCUGCUUCAUCAUAUAGGCCGAGAUGAUCUCAUUGCCAAAACAGAGGAUCAGUAUGUGGACAUGGUGGUGAAACUCGCAAGUGACAUUCCAAAGCUUGCUGCACUCAGGGCGAGCCUGCGUGAGCAGAUGCGCUCUUCUCCAUUGUGCGAUGGUCAAAACUUCACCGCUGGCUUGGAGUCGACAUUCCGGAAUCUAUGGCAUCGGUAUUGUGAGAAGGGGAACCUUCCUUCUGACUCGUGUAUGGAAGAUGGAAGUGGCGUAAUGAACGGUGACAGCGUGUCAGCAAAUGAUAUUGCUGAAACCCGAGCCAUGAGUGAGGAUCGGCGAGAGGGACAGGAAAGCAUGGGGUCGUCAAAAGACAGCAAUGUUGCAGUCUCUUCGCCCUCCAUGAUUGCUACGGCGGAGCCUGCAAAUUCAGUCGGAGGUUUUCGAAGGAGAUCUUGUGGAGGUAAUCCUGCUGCAAGAGGUGGGGGUGCAGAUCAUUCAGGGAGGCAAAGCCUUCCACGUAUGCCUUCUCCCUCAAGCAGUGCAGAGGAGGUAGCAAAGAAAGGUGUUGAGGGUGCUGGCGGCUAGAGAUGCCUGGAGGAAUGGCUGGGUUUCACCAAUUCAAUCAGAGAGAAGAAUUCACAUGGCUUUGCGGCUAAGAAACGCCAAUUCAGUUGUUUGCAUCUGGAACGAAGCCAUGGGUGUUCUCACGAGUUGAUUGAAUAUUCUCGUUGCCUUUGCAGGGACUUUCAACCUGAGGAGAGGUUGAAGUGGGUAUGUGUAGGAGAAUGCAAGGUCGGGCUGGGUGGUGUGCAUUUAGCUCUUAUUCUUUGUAUAUAAUGGAUAGAGGAAUUCCUUAAGUGUCUCCAAACUUAUGCAGCUUUGGACUAGCAUCGAGGGGUUGCCUAACAGGGCAUGCCCUGCCUAUGAGUCGUGGAUUUGAAAUGUGGGCGAAGCGCAGUACACUCCGUUACGACUUCUGCUGGAUCUGGUUAAGUCGCACAGCCAAGGUGCCUCAGGUUGUGGAGGAAGAGGAUGGGAAGGGUCUGCACCUGGGUGACUGCCAGGUGUCCCUUGACUUGUUGGAGAAGGCUUAGCGUGCCCUCGGUCGAGGUCCUCGCGGUUGUAAUGUCUCGCCUGUGGCAAUGGCCACAGAAAGAAGGCGAGUAUAUCCCAUCCACGCAGGCUAAGUGGUGGAGAACUGGGUGAGUAAUCUCUCGUCUUCUUCCUUACUCUUGCUGGACCAGAUUUCAAGGCCAACCUGCCUGGGUUCAUCCCCGGGACCAUGGAUGCAGCAAGUUCACAAAGCUGAAACUCGUGAUCAACAGCUUUGUGGAAUUCCGUUGCUGUUUUCAAGACAGCUGUCACAAGUCCAUGUUUGAAUCUCAUUGCCAUAGUUCUGAAGGUGUACGGCCUCCUGCUAGGUGGUUGUUCCCGUACUGUACCACUUCCUCUGAUGAGACACUCGCCACUCGGAUUUUGCCAGUUGCACACCUUGUGUGUUCCAGUAUUCAGAGUCCUCUUGUUUGGACCUCUACUUAGGUGACCACAAUAGUUGAGGCCCAAUAAUCCUCUACUCGGGGUGGGGAGUGAUGAAGAUGAUGGCGCAGGAAGGAUGGUUGUCAGUCAGUACAGUACGUUUGUAUCUUGGGCACGGAACCGUCCGAGGAAAGUCUUGGACCUCUACUUAGGUGACCACAAUAGUUGAGGCCCAACGAUCCUCUACUCUGGGUGGGGAGUGAUGAAGAUGAUGGCGAGGGAAGGAUGGUUGUCAGUCAGUACAGUGCGUUUCUAUCUUGGGCACAGAACCAUCCGAUGAAACUAUCCGUUCCAGUCCCUGUUCUCAUUCACAACUUAGUCCUAUAUUCUAGAGAGUAGUGCGCAUUGGAAACAGUGCUUCUUGUAGUUGUGCAUGGGCUGCCAACUGCUUUCAGUAGUAUAGUACUUGAGACUGGCCUGCUGCCGCAGGAGGGAGUAUCAUCGGAUUGCGUGUUUGGUGUUGUUGAUGCGAUGAUGAGUGUUAAGCCAUCUGGACGGGCAGACUGGAGAUGGAUGAAUCUAUUUAGCGAUACCAUGGAAGGCUUUGAUCUGAUGGGACGUGUCCUUGUCAAAGCGCAGAAGUUUUCAAGACUUCUAGUGAAAAGAAGAGGUUAUUGGUUACCACGAUGCCGCCUUCAUCAUCCAGGAUGCAUUCCUGAUGCUUUCUUGGCUCUCUUGCGAAUCUCCUCUCAGCUUCCCUGUUGUUUCCUCGGCUCCUUGUCGUUUUUCUUGGCCCACCUACGACAGCGGAGAUGCGGUGGCCGGCUUGUCAGCCAACUCUCUGGUAUUCCAAGCCCAACUACAGAAGUCAACUGGUGGAUGAUCUCGAGGUAUUGCGGCUUUUGUUCCGAAUGGCUAUAUUUUGUACAUGAGCCAACAUGCCGAAUCUCCCUUUCUCACACUUCAUCCCUAAUCCUCCUCCCUUUCGUUCCGGCUUCCCAACAAGGGCUCUGUGUUGCCUGCCUCUCCCUGUUAUUGUUACCUAUUUUUUCUCGUCUCGCGGCUGCGUUCCUUCUUUUUCUUCAUGCGCAUCGAGGACUGUUAGUUGCAUCUAGAGGAGUAUCCAUACAGUUUUGGCCAAGCUUGCCACUCAAGGAGUGUUGCUUGCAUUCCUGCAGUGGAUUUGCAGGGGCCCUUACAGGGUUGCCACCAGUCUAGUUCUUUUUAGAAGCUCAAUUGCUGCGUCUUCACCAGUUGUGGAACCUCUCUGUGGUUUUGAUGUCCAGGCAACAGGGGGGCUCAUGGCAGUGCUAUGGUUUCGUCUGCCUUGAAUGCUGUGCCUUGAAAUUUGAAGUGAGGGCAAGGAAUGAUGUGAAACCACGAACGUCUGGCUUCCACGAAAGUAGUGUCUUUCUUUACCAAACCCUCCUGUUAUCAAUGUGUCAAACUCCCUCUCCUGGCCAUGGAUACGCCAGCAAGCUGAUGAUCUAUAUCUCUUUGGAGGUCGGUACUUUGUAAUGGUUACUUACCCCAGACUCAAUUCCUUCUCGCAGCCAUACUUCUGGAAUGGAGUGGAUGCAUAUACUGGAAUUGUAUGGAGGAAAUGUAUUUUUUUUCCAUGAUAUAUGUAGGAUCAAUUCAAGACAUGGUUGCUUACCAUAUUGCGGCGCUGUCCCAAACCGCUAAUGGUCAUCACCCUUCGUGCCCUAAGGAGCUGAGCUAGAAGCGAAGUUGCUUUGUGUGCAGGUGGGCAAACUACGUGGAGCUGAACUCCAUUUGAUUUUCACCAUCCAUCUGGCUGAUAUUGGUGGUAGACCGUGUUGUUCGGCAGCAGGUUGGCGCUUGGACGGACACGGAAGUGGGGAGUCGGGGACCAUGUUCUGCUGAACUUUUUCGUACGGAAAAAGGUGGGUUUAUGGAUCACCCAGUGAACGAACGGUAGAGGGCUAUGUGACGACUCUAUUUUGUUGGGAUUUGGUAACAUCACUCAAGGUACGCGAUGAUGCCCCAGGUGGAGUGUCCUCUGCGCUUGGGCCCAGCCACCCUGCACCAAAAUUGGACUUCAAUGGUCUGUCCUAAAUAUACGAGGCUUGCAUUGGAAGUGCUUUAAACAACUUUGUCUAGGGAACCGAGCGACCUGCACGCAAGACCUCUGUGGAAUGGAGUUGUGCUGCGGUAGCUCGCCCAAUGCUUGGCCGUAAUAGGACCACGGCGAGUGCAUAGCACCCGAAAGAAAGAAGCCGAUGCGGGGCGGAUGUGAGGUCAGAUGUGAGCUUUGCACAGAGCAGUGACCAGCAAUUUUUGUUGGUAGGCUAUUUUUUUGUGCUUCACGGUGAAAUAUUUUUACGGAGCUCAAGGAGAAUUCUAUUUUGUUUUGUACAAUUUUUUUGAAGAGUCUUUUUUUCUUGCAAACGAUGCCAACGCUUCUUGGCCCAAUGUGUAACAUGAGAGGACUUGUGUGCCUGGGUGCUCAACUGGACAUGUUCAGAGUUGAUUGCAGAUAUGGUGACAUAGAGGAAUUCUGUGUGUAAUUGGAGAUUUGCUGGCCUCUCGGCAAGGAUGGACUGUUCUGCAUUUGUCAGCCGGCGUGAAUUUUGCUAAUUGGUUUUCGAUUGCAGCAUUGAUGAAUACUUGCCCCUGGAGUGCCCAUCUCAGAUCUUGUUGUAGUCCCACGGGGCUCUGCCAGUGUUCACUUAUAGCUAAAAAAAAAACAAAAAAGAAUCAAACUGCAAUGCAGAU
Messenger RNA from Chara braunii, 9662 nucleotides. The record is from the annotation of a GenBank genome assembly. Lineage: Eukaryota; Viridiplantae; Streptophyta; Charophyceae; Charales; Characeae.